AUGCCGUACCAGUAUGAUGCCGAAUACUACAAGGCCAUUGAGCCAAUGCUGGCCGCCAUGGCCGCGGCGCCGAAACACCCACCCUACGACGUCGCCUCGCGUCGAAACGACAUCGACGACAUGUGGGAGGGCCUGAUGCGGAACUGGCCUGCGGUCGAGGACGUCGAGGAGACAAUUUUCAAGGUCGCGUCCUUUGACGGCGUCGAGAUAAAGGUGCACCGCUUCGCGAAGAAAGGAGGUGCUGCUGCUACAGCAUCGCCGUUGCCGGCCGUCGUGUACACGCACGGCGGAGGCUUCUUCUGCCUCAGCGUGCCUCUGUACCGCAAGCAGAUCCAGAGCUACGUGACGCAGAGCGGCAUCCCGUUCUUCGCCGUCGAAUACCGGUCGCCGCCCGAGUUCCCCUUUCCGACGCCCGUCGAGGACUGCUACGCCGCGCUCAAGUGGGUGCAUUCGACAUCGGCUUCGCAGCUGGGCAUCGACCCCGCACGCAUCGCCAUCAUGGGCGACUCCGCCGGCGGCGGGCUCGCUGCGGGCGUGGCCAUCAUGGCGCGCGACAGGUACCUCGACCCUCCGCUGGCGCAACAGGUGCUCGUCAACGCGAUGCUCGACGACCGAAACCAGGGCCGUUUCGAGGCCGCAAAACCUUUCCACACCUGGACCCCCGACGACAACCUCACCGGCUGGGCCGCGUACCUGGGCCGCGACCGCGCCGGCAAGCCUGACGUCGACGUCUCGCCUUACGCGGCACCCGCGCGCGUUGCGUCCGUCGCCGGCCUGCCGCCCUUGUACGCCGACGUGCCGGACCUGGACAUCUUCAGGGAUGAGAACAUCAAGUACGUGGCCCGCCACGCCGAGGCCGAUAUCCCCGUCGAGAUGCACGUCUAUCCCGGCCUGCCGCACAGCUUUGAGUCGUUUGCGCCCAAGAUAUCGACGGCCAAAACCGCCGUGGCGAACAGGGUCAAGUUUAUUUCCAAGCUUUGA
This is a messenger RNA of Cladophialophora bantiana CBS 173.52, 981 nucleotides long. RefSeq lists its product as uncharacterized. The coding region runs from base 1 to 981 and encodes 326 amino acids. The record is from RefSeq and is a predicted model, not a curated record. Lineage: Eukaryota; Fungi; Ascomycota; Eurotiomycetes; Chaetothyriales; Herpotrichiellaceae. The transcript has a single exon. Gene Ontology annotation, molecular function: hydrolase activity.